UUGAAGUCAUUUUACAUGAAGCACCGAAGCACACCAAGUCGAUCGCUUGCCGCCAUUAUAAAUGCCUCAGAAGUCUAUGAAGCUAUGGCUGGGAUUGCCCGAGUAAAGGAACAGUUUGUCGUGACGAAAACAGAAAAAAUUUCAACGGAAUUUAUCAAAAAAGGAAGUUAUGAAGAAAAUGUAGAAGUUCCAAGUGAAGAACAAAAUUAUUCAGUUGGCGAAAGUGAAUCGUCUGCUCCAAAGAGGGAGAAAAGAAAGAAGAAAGAAAGGGGUCAGAAUAAGAAGAGACCUAGAACUGUCCCAAAGCAAGCACCUAAUGAAAGACUAUGCCCAAGUUUAUCGAGAGGAAACUAUUCUUGUGCUAAUCAAAAAGAUUGUAAGUUUCUCCAUGAUGUGGACGAAUAUUUAAGAAAGAAGCCAGAUGAUAUUGGUGAAUGUUGUGUGAAUUUUCAAUUAAAUGGAAGAUGUAAGUUUGGACUAGAAUGUCGCUUUGCGAAGUGUCACAUUUCAGACGACUUUAAAAAUAUUGUAGACGAAGAAAAGUAUGAAAAGAGUCAAAGUAAGGCUGAAGAGGCUAGGAUGGCGCGUUCCAAAGACUUACAAAUAAGACUGAGAAAGAAACAGUAUGAUUUUCCAAAAUCAGACACAUUUCUUGGAAACCUGUCUGUUGAUACCCAUCCGAAAGUAGAGACCGAUAAAAGGGUGGCGUAUGCCGACGAAGGUAGGCUUGGUUGCUGUACCAAUGAAGAUAUAAUCAAGCAAAAUGUUAGGGAACGGAAGCAAGUAGACUUCUCAAACAAGCUGUAUUUAGCCCCCUUGACGACAGUUGGGAAUCUACCAUUCAGACGUGUAUGCAAAGAAUUUGGAGCCGACAUUACGUGCAGUGAAAUGGCCAUGUCAAUUAACCUGCUGCAGGGUCAGCAGUCCGAAUGGGCUCUUAUUAAAAGACACGAAUCAGAAGAUCUUUUUGGAGUCCAGCUUUGUGGGUCAUUUCCAGACACGAUGACUAGAUGUGCCGAAAUGCUGAGUUCCGAAAUGGAUGUUGAUUUCAUCGAUGUCAACAUUGGCUGUCCUAUUGACCUGGUCUUUAAAAAGGGUGGUGGCUGUGCACUGAUGGGCCGGCAAAAAAAGUUCCAAAACAUUGUCAAGGGAAUGGUUGAGGUAUCAAGUGUCCCGAUAACAGUUAAGAUGAGAAACGGCAUUUAUGAUAAAAAUUGGACUGCGCAUGAAAUUAUCCCAAAAAUAAGGGACUGGGGAGCAUCUCUUAUCACUCUACAUGGACGAUCUCGAGAGCAGCGAUACACACGCCUUGCUGAUUGGGAAUACAUCAAUGAAUGUGCUUCUGCUGCCUCGCCAAUGCCUCUUUACGGAAACGGAGACAUUCUUUCAUUUGAAGAUGCAAACCUGCGUAGAGAGAACACAGGAGUAGCCGGCAUUAUGAUAGCCAGGGGAGCUCUGAUAAAGCCGUGGAUAUUCACAGAAAUAAAAGAACAAAGGCAUUGGGAUAUAUCGGCAACCGAGAGAUUGGAUAUUCUGAGAAGAUAUACCAAUUAUGGUUUGGAGCAUUGGGGCUCGGAUACCAAGGGAGUAGAAAAUACAAGAAGAUUUUUGCUGGAGUGGCUCUCGUUUCUGCAUAGAUACAUUCCUAUUGGGCUUUUGGAAACACUGCCGCAAAAAAUUAACGCACGUCCACCGUUAUAUGUCGGAAGAAAUGAUUUGGAAACAUUAAUGGCGAGCAGCAAUUGUGCAGAUUGGAUAAAGAUUAGUGAAAUGCUUCUUGGCCCAGUUCCUUCGAACUUUGAUUUUCUUCCAAAACAUAAAGCAAACUCUUACAAUUGAAGAUGCUUUUUCAUCUCAACGAAGACUGGCGGAAUUGUCGUUGACUGUACCCUUUUAGCGUUUUUAAUGUUUAAAUGAGUGCUACCGGUGAAUAAUGGAAAUCGAUUUAUCA
Molecule: messenger RNA, 1951 nt
Organism: Rhopilema esculentum
Lineage: Eukaryota; Metazoa; Cnidaria; Scyphozoa; Rhizostomeae; Rhizostomatidae
Source: RefSeq, a predicted model, not a curated record